UUUUCUUCUCUCAAACCAACGCAAAGAACAAUGUCUAACGUUGUAGUAAUCGCCGUUGUUCUCAUCACAGCCUCGCUAACAGGACAUGUGUCAGCACAAAUGGAUAUGUCUCCAUCGUCAGGACCGUCGGGAGCACCAGACUGCAUAGCGAACCUAAUGAACAUGACGGGCUGUCUCUCGUACGUUACGGUCGGAGAAGGCGGAGGCGCGGCUAAGCCGGACAAGACUUGUUGUCCGGCGUUGGCGGGGCUGGUGGAGAGCUCGCCGCAAUGCUUAUGUUACCUUCUCUCCGGUGACAUGGCGGCUACGCUUGGAAUCAAGAUUGAUAAGGCAAAGGCUCUCAAACUUCCCGGAGUUUGCGGUGUCCUCACUCCGGAUCCAUCACUUUGUUCUCUUUUUAGUAUUCCAGUUGGAGCACCUGUAGCUAUGGGCAACGAGGGAGCCUCCCCAGCCUAUGCUCCAGGUUCGAUGUCAGGUGCGGAAUCACCAGGAGGAUUUGGGUCGGGUCCUUCGGCUAGCAAAAGAGCAAGCGGUGCAUCAAGCACCGCAUCUUAUUCUCUUUUUCUCAAUCUUAUAAUUUUCCCAUUAGCUUUUGCAUUUUACAUCUAUUGCUGAUUUCAUUUUCUCCCAACCAUUAACAACACCAUUAUUUGUAAUGUAUUUUCUUAAAAGAGUAUUGUUGCUUUUGUAGGCUAUGUUCUUGAAUUUAUUACUUUGUGUAUCCACGGAUUUUUUCUUCAUUCAUCUUAUUGAAUAAAGAUUGUUUUUUUCU
Molecule: messenger RNA, 772 nt
Organism: Arabidopsis arenosa
Lineage: Eukaryota; Viridiplantae; Streptophyta; Magnoliopsida; Brassicales; Brassicaceae
Source: the annotation of a GenBank genome assembly